UUGCUAUUGAAGGCUAAAUACUUUUUGUUGGAAUUUUGUAGAUUGUGAGAACUUAUGCUAAGGAAUCACUCCUCAUGGAGAUGUUAGAUCUGGCAAAGAAGUUUCAAUUCUUGACUUGUGAGUACAGUGAGAGUGAAAACAAGGAGUCCUAUGAUGUCAGCCUUUUGUUGGAUGGGUUUGAGACAGAGUGGAAGAUGCAUAAAGAUUCUCCUAAAAAGGUGAUAAAGUAUGUGAAAUUGCUGAAAAAUGAAACAGAACAUGUAACAUAUGCCCUGAGGCCAAAAAUGACAGAGGGACUUGAUGUGUUUGAUUGCAAGAUACACAUAAAGCAGGAGGUAUCUGAGGAUCAGGAAGAGGACAUCAAAGUGCUGACAUCCACAGAGUUUGACAUCCACUGGAUGUUACCACACCUGUUUAAAACAUCCAGAGAAACCUCUGACUUGGGUGAGUCCAGCCUUAUGGGUGGCAAGUCCCUUGUUAAGAAUAUACAGAAGAAAAGGAAAUACAUCGAUGACGACGAUGAUGAUGAUGAUGAUGACAGCAGUUUCCAUCAUGGCAACCCUUCAACAUCAAAACAAAUCAAGUUGACACCAAGCAAUACAUCCCCUGCUAAAAGAAAAAAUGCUACAUCAACUAAAAAAUGGAAGACUUCAGAUGAUGAAGAUGACCAACUAAGAUGGGGGCCAGUCUCUGACCAGGAACGGGAGAAGCAAGGUGACGCCAACUACCAAACAAGUGGCAAUUUAGUUCACGAAUCCCCACCUUUACCAGUCACUGACCACCGCCUGGAGGAACAACGUGGCGUCCACUUUCAAGCAAGGAGGAAAUCAGGCCAUGACCCUGUGGCUACUGGGGAUCAAGACCAGGGUGUCACCAGAACAAUGGAAAACCAAGCUCUUAACCAGGCCCAUGGGGAUAAUCAGUUAGUAAGGUUACCUGCGGCAGUGACACAUGAGAUUGCUGGAGUUCUAAGACAGAUCCCUGCUAAUUCAGGCAACACCAAUGUUACCCUCAAUUUGCAGCUGGUUAACCAAUAUUAUAACUCAGAAAAGGCAUCAAUGACACACAUGAAAGAGAACGAUGUGACAACAUCUUUUCAUAAACAUAUUCCUCCACGUUUGAAAAAACGACUGAAUGAGACACUUUCUCAAGAUGAUGUAUGGGACCAAGUAAAGAAGAUGUAUGGCAUUUCAGAUGAAGCCCCACGUCCUCCCGAUAUUGUGUCUUCUUUGUUGUCUCAAGUUAAGGGUUCCAUUGCAUCUUUCAUCAUUGUUUUGUUAAAGUUAAAAGAACGCCACAGAGAAGGACAGCAAGACAUUCCACAAGAUUUGAUUGAUGAAGUCAAGGAUGGGCUUAAGAGUGAAAUGGAGUAUAAGAAACUUAAACAGAAUAAGAUUCACUUUGCUGAGGAACUUUAUAUUGAUAUUGGAAGUAUUUUAGAUUACUGUAAUCAAGAUGACAUGGUACCAGAUGAAGAGAUUACAGUGCUUAAAAAUACUGCCAAGGAAAAUCCAAGAGAUGCCUGUAGAAAGCUGUUUGAAAGACUAAUUGCAAGUAACCCUGAAAAACAACCAAUCAAAUAUUUGAAAGAUGUCCUCAGAAAGUGCCAACAUUGGCAUCUGGCAGAUGAACUAGAAGUUAGCCACCAGGAUGUAGAGGAUGAAUUACAGAAAUAUGAAGUCGGAGGAUAUCCGGCUACUUGUGAAGAGCCGUCGGCGAUAGGAAUUUAAGCUCUCCCACACCUGUUACAGGUGAAAACCGUAUUGAAGAACAUUAAAACUACAUGUGUACAAUGUUUGACAGUAUGAUUUUUAUGCUUUUUGGGUCACCGUUGACUAUGAACCUAUGGUGUUUUUCCACCAUAUUACUUGCAUGCUUUAGAUAUUGUUAUCACAUAAAAUAAAGUGACUUUCUAUUUCCAGUGAUAUUGAACAAACUUGUGAAAAGCCGUUGGCGUUAGGAAUUUAAGCUCCAUCCACACCCUAUUGGAGCACAUUAAAACUACUUGAGUACAGUGUUUGACAGUAUGUGUCAAGAUUUUUUUAUCCUACUUGGGUCACCGUGGACAAAGAACCUAUGGUGUAUAUCCACCAUAUUACUUGCAUGCUUUAGAUAUUGUCAUCAGAUAAAUAAAGUGACUUCUGUUUUUAGUGAUUUUGAGCAAACUUGCUGAAAAUCUACAAUGGGACAGUCCAUGAUGCAAUAUAGAUAUUUCCCACAUUUCAUACUAAGAGCAUUAUUUGUGUUGUGAUACUCAUCUCUACUAAAACACAUAAUACCAUGUGUAGAGGUGUCCUCGAAGAAGUAUCUGCUGCUGUUUACCAUCAUCAGAGCCAGUGUAGACAUUCCAGUACUUGUAAAUAUUUAGCUGACAAUAAUGACACAUACUUAAUUAAGACAAUCCAGUAGUUGUAAAGUACUUGUAUAUAUUUAGCUGAAAAUAAUGCCAUAUACUCAUUAAGACAAUCUAGUAGUUGUAAAGUACUUGUAUAUAUUUAGCUGAAAAUAAUGCCAUAUACUUAUUAAGACAAUCUAGUAGUUGUAAAGUACUUGUAUAUAUUUAGCUGAAAAUAAUGUCAUAUACUUAUUAAGACAAUCUAGUAGUUGCCUACUACAAGCUGUAGGGGGUAAUUAACUUUCGUGCCAGCUCGGCUGACAGCUAUUUAGCGUGAACCCACAGGGAGUUAGGUAGAUCUAGUUUGGAUCGAUCUAAUCUCUGGGAAUGGGGUCUAAGACAGUGCUCUAGUACUUGUUAAGUAGUUGUAAAUAUUGAUUUGAAAAUACUGACAGUACUUACGGCUCCCUAGUAAUUGCAGAAAGCUUUUAGUAAAUAUUUAGCUGAAAAUACUGAUAAUACUUAUUGAGAGCUUCUAGUAAAUAUUUAGCUGAAAAUACUGAUAAUACUUAUUGAGAGCUUCUAGUAAAUAUUUAGUUGAAAAUACUGAUAAUACUUAUUGAGAGCUUCUAGUAAAAUUUAGCUGAAAAUACCAACAAUACUUAAAUAAGACACUCCUGUAAAGUACUUGUAAAGUACCAGUAAAUAUUGGAUUGUAAAAUACUGACAACAGAUAGUAAAAUAUAUAUAUACCUCUCUAAAUAACUGAUUUAAUCUGGGUAAAUAGUCCAGUUAUUACAUUAAUCACCUUCACAUUCAUAUCUUUUGACAUGCGUGCUUAUUUCAAUAUAUAAAUAGUACACCAGUGUAUGUCUCCUUUUCCUUUUUAUGUACAGACACUGUCUGGAUAUUUAGGCAUCACCUGCAUUUGCUACUGUCUUUAGUGUUGCCUUGCUGCACUUUCUUCAUUUACAUUAUAAAUACACGGGGAAUUCAAAGUUCCUUCAGAUGUUAGUGCAGAUUGAAUUUAACCACAGUGAAAAGAAUUGUGAGCUGUUUGUUAAUUAUCUGAAGUAUCACAACAAGGUCAAUUUGAAAACAACGAACUGAAAAACUGACAAAACUGAAAUGAAUAUCCAUCUUUCAAAAACUUAUAUUUGUGGGUUAUCA
Molecule: messenger RNA, 3505 nt
Organism: Lingula anatina
Lineage: Eukaryota; Metazoa; Brachiopoda; Lingulata; Lingulida; Lingulidae
Biological process (GO): proteolysis
Molecular function (GO): cysteine-type endopeptidase activity
Source: RefSeq, a predicted model, not a curated record